Molecule: messenger RNA, 618 nt
Organism: Didymodactylos carnosus
Lineage: Eukaryota; Metazoa; Rotifera; Eurotatoria; Philodinida; Philodinidae
Source: the annotation of a GenBank genome assembly
AUGCGAUGCAAUAACAUAAAUCGAACUGAUUCAUACGAAGAAUUCAUAAUAGAAGAAAAUGAAGAAGAACAGUCUAAAAGAAAGAGAAGAAUGAAUUUUGAACGUGCUGGAUGUGGAUUUGGGUAUAUUCAACCGUUGUGUGCAAGCACUCAUAUGAGAACAUCAAAUGAGAAACGUAUAGUUCUACAAGGUGAUCGUGAUAUCAUAAUCAAACGAUUAACAGACGACAGUAGACGGAUUGUUCCAUACAAUGCAAGUCUUUUAAGAACAUUUCAUUGCAAUCUUGAUGUUCAACUGAAUAUGAUGAUCGAACAUUUACUUGAUCCUAAUGUGCUAAAAGAAAGUAUUGAUAGUACAAAAUCUCUGCUAUUCACCACAGAUGAUCGCGAGGAUGAUCUAGAUAAUGAACAACGGAUACUGAAUGAACUGAAAACUAAGGAAAACAAACUUGUACCCAACUUUGAAAGAGAAAAGAAAGAAGAGGAUCAAGAUGCUCAAGAUGAUAACAUUACAGAAUUAUUGAACGAUGAGAAGAAGCAAAUAUUAGUAGAAAAUUUUCAAAUCUAUGAUAACAAUAAUAAUGUCGGAUCUACGAUAAUGGCGCCCGAAUUUGACUAG